Cloeon dipterum is the source of this 3555-nucleotide messenger RNA. It is a transcript of the gene sv, whose product is annotated as shaven. Gene Ontology annotation, biological process: regulation of transcription by RNA polymerase II; anatomical structure development. The record is from RefSeq and is a predicted model, not a curated record. Lineage: Eukaryota; Metazoa; Arthropoda; Insecta; Ephemeroptera; Baetidae. Gene Ontology annotation, molecular function: RNA polymerase II cis-regulatory region sequence-specific DNA binding; DNA-binding transcription factor activity, RNA polymerase II-specific. The transcript has 12 exons. Bases 251 to 1897 code for a protein of 548 amino acids.
UUCACUCUAUUUCGUAGCCGGAGGAGCGAACACCUACCUGCUUGGAUUGCUCUCGCCUGCCUGCGCGUCACAAUUUUUGCUCCCCGCGAACAGUGUCCACACGGAUGGGUGCCGAGUGACCCCAAAAGUGCUCAGUUCCAAACUCCCUGACCGGCGACAGUGCGCGGUUUUGUGUCCCCAGUUGCAGUGCCCGCCGACAUCAUUAGUCACAACUAUUUCAGCCUUACCUCUGAAAUAGCUUUCAGGCGGAAUGAUCAGCAUGGAAUUAGCACCGUCACACGGUAAUGUGCACUCAAUGGUCACCGGUCACCAGGGAUCACUCCAGUUGCACUCGCUAGACUCGUCAGACUAUGACUCCAAGGAGUCCAUCUCGUCGCAGAAGGAAGGCAGCCACGGGAUGGGACCCGAAGGCCACGGCGGUGUAAACCAGCUGGGCGGAGUGUUCGUCAACGGCAGACCACUGCCGGACGUGGUCCGGCAGCGGAUUGUCGAAUUGGCACACAAUGGAGUCCGUCCCUGCGACAUAUCACGGCAGCUCAGAGUGUCCCACGGAUGCGUCUCGAAAAUACUCUCGAGGUAUUACGAGACGGGGAGCUUCAAAGCAGGUGUGAUCGGCGGUAGCAAGCCCAAAGUGGCGACGCCGCCCGUCGUUGACGCCAUCGCCAACUACAAGCGCGAGAAUCCGACCAUGUUUGCGUGGGAAAUCCGCGACAGGCUGCUCGCCGAGGGCAUUUGCUCGCAGGACAACGUGCCCAGCGUCAGCUCCAUCAACCGGAUUGUGCGCAACAAGGCCGCCGAGAAGGCCAAGCACGUGCACCAACAGCAGCAGCAGCAGGGCCAGAACAACUCAGGGUCGGCGCCGCCGCAGACGAUAUCAGUGAUCACACACGCACCCCCAGUCAUCGCCUCAUCCCCGCACGACACCACCACCCUCCAGAGAACAGGUUCCUAUAGCAUAAACGGAAUCUUGGGAAUAGCUCAAGCCGAUCAGCACCUCACACCCACCAAGCGCAAGCGCGAGGAGCCCAUAGUUAUUUCUGACGAGAAUCGAGACUUGAACGGUCACACCGAGGAUGACAUCAAGAGGAACCGCACCCAGUACAACGGCGAUCCCCUCUACGCAAAUAUUUGGUCGUCCAAGUUGCUUGAUUUGGGAAACACGGGCGCCGCGGGCGGCAACAGCGGUUCGCCGUACAGCGUGCAGAGUUUCGUGUCGGACAACCAGGCGUUCCCGACCACCACCUCGGGCGACCUCUACGAGUCGCUGACCCAGUCGACGCCGUCGUACAGCACACCCCUCGCCGCCUCCCUUGGCAGUGGUAAUUUGACCCCACUAGUGCCAAUCACCAUGCAGGAAAUGAAACCCAACGUAACCUCAUCGGGCGUGCUCGAUUCCUCGAUUUCUCCGUACCAAGACGGCGGCGCAACCGGCGGCUAUCACAACACCUCCUCGCCCCUGAUGGCAGGCGCCGGGGGCCACGUGUCCCCCGGGGUGCCGAUCCCCACGUCCAACACCUCCCCGAUGCCGAUAAUCCAGCACCAGGGCUCGCUGACGGUGCUACAACCGGCGCCGACCACCUCCUCGCCAGUCACGGCACCCGCCUACACGGUGCUGCCGAGCUUCGGACAAUACACCACCUCCUCCGUGGGAGGCGGCGGACCCGGCACCGAGUAUUCGUACAGCUCCACCUACUCGCAGUAUGCAGCGCCCUACAGCUCAUACGGAUAUGGUGCCAGUGGUCUUCUUAUGCCUGCUGGGGUCUCCGGCUUGGACUACAGCAGCGGCGGCCACCACCUGCAGAUGGACGAGUACACGGCGCUGAAGACGGCGAGCAGGUCGCCCCUGACGGCCGUGCUGGCCGCCUCGUCGCCCACGGCGUCGGCUCGGCUCGCCUGAUUGAGCAGGUGGACGCUUGGGCUCGAUCCGGGAAGAUACAAGUCCCCCGAGUCCAGAUCUCACAGCAGCCAAAGAAAUUAACAAGUUUUAAUAAGGGACGAAUGCUAAAUACUUGUAACUUGUAAAACGAAAUUUAUAUAUAUAAAUAUAUAUAUAUUCGGCGGACGACGAGACGUACGGCGGCUUCGACUUGAAAAAAUAAUCGGAGCUAAAUUUCGGGAAGCCGGCCGAGUGAUUGGUCACGUGGAUGAUGAUAUUACUCUCCCAUGCGCAGAAUUGAGUGUGUACGUGUGACUCUCUCGUGGCAAAAUCUCGUGUUUUGCGUAAAGGACUCUACUUUUUGAUUAUUAUUUUUUGCUACCUCCCGCGCCACAAGGAUACUUCUUGACAAGACCAAGUUGAGAAUGUGCAGUAUUUUUUCUGUCCUGUGUAUAAUGAAUGAAAUAUAUAUGUACUCUAAUGUUUAAGUUGAUACGCACCAAGUGCUGCAUUCGCACCAAAAAUAGUAAUUGGUCACGUUAUCUGUUAGCAAAGUUUUUUUGUUUUCUGAUCAAGGCUGUUUGCUCUUGGGGCGUGUUUUCCAUUAGUCAAUCCAUUACGUUGGGUUCCGCUCGAGCUUUUAGAAGACUUUAUACUAUCUUAACUUUCGGCUUUCCGAAUUUUUGUUUCUCUCCGGGAAAGACGCCCCAAGCAGAAAUUUAUUUAGUUUGCUUGAUUACCAAAGACACGACUGUUGAAAGGGAAAAGACGAUGGAUGAUCAUUAUUAUUAUGUAUUAAAUUAUUGAGAUAACAUUAGUUGAACGCUUAAAAAGUAAUUGAUUGUUUAUUUUUAAGAGUGUCGACGCCCGUCGACGCGCACAUCAACAGCGAAUCUUAGCGAAUUCAAGUCUUUAGAAUGUUAUAAUUGUGUAAAUUUUAUAUAUGAUUUGAAAAUAUGCGGAGACGAAACGAUGACCAUCGCAGAUUUAGUUAUUCAUAUACACCCCCACUCACUCACUCACUCACAUACACACACCGAUGCAUAUUUAUUUUCAUAUAACGUGUCUCAUUCUGUACAUACGCGCACCACGUUUGGUUUAUACAUAUAAUUACGUGUAAUGCUUGUUUUUUGUUUGUGUCUCGUCGAGCCUCUCUGUAAAGAAUUCGCACUGCUCUCCCCUGACAAUAUUCUAUCUAGAACAAUUAUUAAUUUUAUUGUGAAAUCGAAUUAUUUCGUUGUUUUUUGUUUCGUUUAAAUUUAGACGCGACUCACUACUUUUGUUUAAUUGUUGUUGUCGACCGACUCUCUAUAUACCUGCGGAAUCAAAUCCCAGGUUCCUGCUCCGCUCUCUCUCUCGUCAGUCAUUUAUAUUAUUUUCCCCCUCCAAACACGAAUCGCAUUUACUGACUGUAAUCUAUUGUAAUAAUGGAGUUAGUACGUGUAAUUGAACCUUUUUCGACGAGGAAUAUAAUGUGUAGGUCUCGAUUGUACUAUUAUUUAUGCAUCUCAUUUGUUUAAAUAACUGCAGCAACGCUCGGCGGACUGUAUAUCUCUAUUUUACGUUGCAAUUUGUCUCACUGCGUCCAGCCAGACACAUCACUGCAUCCCAUUCAUUGUUCUGUACAUUUUAAGAAAAUAAAACGACAAUUGAACAAAAUAAAAUUACGAAAAAAACGA